Messenger RNA from Hypoxylon fragiforme, 1320 nucleotides. RefSeq lists its product as uncharacterized. Bases 1 to 1320 code for a protein of 439 amino acids. The record is from RefSeq and is a predicted model, not a curated record. NCBI's taxonomy places the organism in Eukaryota, Fungi, Ascomycota, Sordariomycetes, Xylariales, Hypoxylaceae. The transcript has a single exon.
AUGGAUUCUCACGAACACCAAACCACAUCUGAGACAAAAGAGAAAGGAAUGAGCGGAGAAUUUCCAUUCGCACCCUAUAUGCUGCCUGAGGACUCGUAUACAGGCCCGGAAGACAAGGGCCUCACUCUGUUCAACCAGAAAUAUGCUGUGCGUGUCGCAUCUACCCCCCUCACCCCAGAAGAGCUAGAAUUAGUUCGGGGCCACCUCGAAGACAUUUUUCACGAAGAAGCAUCCCUUGCGAUGCGCUUGCACGACACGUUCCUGGAAGGUUGGGCGCGCAAUCUCGGGAUGGCACCGGCGCCUCAGCAUCAAGACAUUGACUCCAUGAAAUGGUUCCCUGACAUUUGCGACUACGCGAAUAAGCAUACAGCUGUGUACUUCGUGAGCGGCCGUUCCACCCACGAAAACUUUGACCUCCGAGACUGGCUGGAUCACCGCCACGGUUACCUGGACCACCGACUGGGCUGCUACAUUUACCGCAAAUGGCAUGAGCUGCAUGGUGGGCGACCCAACCUCCAGCGAUGGCACUUCUUCGCCAAGUCGUUGCGCCUGCCCGAGAGUGAGGCCGCGAGCUGGACCAUCCCCAGCCUCGUGGCUGCCCACCGCCGACUGUGCGAUGCGACGGCGGCCCGUCUCGAGAGCGAGGUUGUGCAUCUACGAAUAAACUACCCUCCUUAUUCUAGCUUCCCAGUACCAACUGAGACAACACGGACAUGGAGGGAGCACGGCUUGUCUUUGCACUAUUUGUUCCGCGCCGUGAUUCUUCUGGCGGACGAGAACGUGUUGCCCGUGGAGUGUCCGGUACAGCCAAAUCCAAAUAUCAGCGGCUUGCAACAGCUCCAGACAGUUGGUCCAUGGCUGGAGCAGCUGAUGCCCGAGUGUAGCGUGCUGCUGGUGCGGACUGGGGACGAUGAACAUCUAAGCCAGCCCGUUUCAUUUGAGGGGCUGAUUAAGGAAGGGAAGACAAUCCCACUGGGUUUGGAAGAGAGCAAGCUGGCCAAUGAAUUCAGUGUUGUGCGGGUGAAGAUCGACGUGGCGAUGCGUUUCCUGUUUGACCUGCAGGCCCAAGAGGAGGCCGCGACUCCAAGGCUGCGAGAGGCAUCAGCCAUGCUCACGAAAGAGCGAGAAGCAGGUUGCCAUGCUUGGGUAGAAAGCGUGCUGAAGCAUGCCUCUAUUAAGGAAGUCGGACUGGACGGUAAUCAAUUUACAUGGGAGGCAGUGCGACGGAUGUGGGCCAAACGAGAUGGGGAGAUGUUUGAUUAUUUCAAGCAGAACGAGACACGAUUGAGGUCGAUAAAAUUAUGGUUAGGGCAAUUCUGA